Molecule: messenger RNA, 327 nt
Organism: Morchella importuna
Lineage: Eukaryota; Fungi; Ascomycota; Pezizomycetes; Pezizales; Morchellaceae
Exons: 2
Coding region: 1-327 (108 amino acids)
Biological process (GO): protein stabilization; negative regulation of apoptotic process
Source: RefSeq, a predicted model, not a curated record
AUGACCGAACCCGAAGAACGCGUCGUUCCCUCCAAUGCUGAAGAUGCAGCCCGCUUCAAGGCUAUGGAGUCCAUGGAAAGUACAAGUGACGAUGCUGCGGUCAACAAUGAGUCGGCUGAGGCCCUCGGAAAAGCCAUGCAAGAUCUCAGCGUUACAAAAGCCAAUACUGCAAAGCCGGCUCCUGUCGCUUCAACGAAAGUAAAUGCCGCAGAUGUGGCUCUUAUUGUCGAGGAGAUGGAGGUGACCAAGGCAAGGGCAACAGAUGCUUUAAGAUCUUGUGAAGGAAACGUUGUGGAGGCUUUGCGUAUAUUUGUCUACGCGAAAUAA